UUAAUUCAGUGAGGAUCAGCUUAAAAACUUAGUGGUGGUUAUAAACAAGAAAUUUGUUGCUUAGACAUGGGAACUGUGAAAAUGGUACCAGCAGAAAGCAAUGAUCUGAUAGAAAAGCAGUCUGUACCAGUUAAGGCGUACAAGAGAAGAUGGGUGAUUCUGGUAAUUUUUAUUUUGUAUUCGGCCGCUAAUUCCUUCCAGUGGAUGGAGUAUUCUAUUAUAACUAGCAUCGUUAAAAGGUAUUAUAACGUCAGUUCCCUAGCGGUAGACUGGACCUCUAUCAUUUAUAUGGCCAUUUAUCCAAUUAUUGUGGUUCCUGUGUCUUACGUGAUAGACAAAAAGGGACUGCGGGUAGCUGCUCUUGUAGGAGGUCUAGGUACAGCUCUAGCAGCUGCUGUGAAAGUUUUCUCAAUAGGGACAGACUUAUUCUAUGUGGUUCUGAUAGGACAAGCUAUUGGAUCGGCUGCACAAGUUUUCAUAUUGUGUUUGCCAGCAAAAAUCGCUGCGGUGUGGUUCAAACCAAGCGAGGCCUCAACGACAUGUUCCAUAGCCGUCUUUGGAACUCAGCUGGGAUUUGCCUUAGGAUUCGUAUUUCCAACAUCUAUAGUAAAGAACCAUGAAGAAUUAUCACUGAUAGCUUCCAACUUAAGGCAGUUAUGUUGGAGCUUGACUCUCUACAUGAUUCCUGUUGCCACAGCUAUUAUAUUUUAUUUUCCUCGACGUCCUCCUCUGCCUCCAAGUGUCCCACAAGCGGAGGAACGAAAAAAACAACCGCCUACGUUCAAUGAAUUUUUGAAUUUAUUUUUAAAGCUCUUGAAGAAGUAUGGGUUUAUUACCCAUAUGGUGGCAUACGGAAUUAAUAUAGGAGUUUUUGCAGCCGUUGGAACUUUCUUAAAUCAGUUCAUUCUACAAUACUUCCCGAAAUGCGAAGAAGAUGCAGGAAGAAUGGGCCUUCUCAUGGUCGUCUGUGGGAUGAUCGGUUCUAUCCUGUUUGGGAUAUACUUGGACAAAACCCACAAAUACAAAGAAACCACCCUCUUUAUUUAUUAUAUGUCUGCAGUUAGUGUGGCUGCGUUUAUGGUGGCAUUGAAACUGAAAAGCAAGAUCCUGGCCUAUGUCACUGCAGGAACUGUAGGAUUUUUCACGAACGCUUACAUGCCGGUAGGAUUCGAGUUUGCUGUUGAGCUGACAUUUCCAUCUGACGAGAGCACAACAACGGGAUUGCUGAACGCAAUGACGCAAGCCUUGGGAGUUGUCCUUACGCUGGUUUUGGGCAAGCUAAAUCAACAUUUUGGACCUCUGUGGGCUUUGGGCAGUCAAGCGGCGAUCUUGCUGGUGGGAGCUUUCCUAACACAGGCAGUGCCGAAUGAGAAGAAUCGGCAGAUAGCCUUUGAGACGAAUGAGAGUAGGAAACAACGAGGUUCAGUUACUCACAAUGUAUAACCUGCUUUCACUUUGGAAUAAAUUAG
Molecule: messenger RNA, 1469 nt
Organism: Anoplophora glabripennis (Asian longhorned beetle)
Lineage: Eukaryota; Metazoa; Arthropoda; Insecta; Coleoptera; Cerambycidae
Exons: 7
Coding region: 67-1443 (458 amino acids)
Biological process (GO): heme export; transmembrane transport
Cellular component (GO): membrane
Molecular function (GO): heme transmembrane transporter activity; heme binding
Source: RefSeq, a predicted model, not a curated record